CCGGCUUCCUGUCUCGUAAUGGAAACUCGUGAUCCCAGACUUGAUCCCGCUGGAUGGUGCUGGAGUUUGGUGAGGGGGAGACUUUCUCGAACUCUUCUGCCCCCAAAACAGGUCUGUGGGAAACUCAGACCUCGGCCAGACCUCCCUCGGGCCCCAGCUGGAUCCAGCCCUCAACCGCCCCCGGCCCACCGAGCAGGGCAGUGUGUGCUGUACCGGAGCGGUUUCUCAAGGAUGUUGGGGAGUGCGAGGGGUUCCCUUCCCACAGCCACAAACGCAUUUCUCAAAAUGGAGCCUCCACUUGCCCCUCCUUUUCUCUCAGGCUCCAAGAGCGGGAGCCGGGCUGGCUGGGCCUGGCUUUCCAGGCGCCUGGCUUUGGCUCCGUGGGUGUCUGGCUCUCAGGGCCCAACUCAGCGUCUCUUCUCGGUUUAGGGGCCCCUGGCUUCGCAGGGACCCCGGCUCACUGGGUCCGCCUGACCCUGGAGCCGCUCUUCGUCUUUGUCUCUUGUCUUUUGGGUCCCUGUCUGAAUCUCUGUCUCCUCCCCUCAGUUUCCACUUUCUCUGUGUUCACUGAAGUGGGGAAACACACCGAGAUGCCAGCCCUCUUGGCCCCUUAGGGGAAGCCCCUUCCCCACGGUUUCCUGCAUGCCCUGGAUGGUCUGGGAGAGGGCAGAGGAGAGGGUGUUCUUUCGCCUUUGCUCAGGACUGGCACUUGUGGGGUGGACUCAGACCCCACCCCUGCUCAGAGGGCACCAGUCACCCCCACCCCUGGCUCCCAGCUCCUCCUCCCUCAGUGUGGACACCUUCCUCCAGAUCUUUUGACUUGAGUGGGGAGGUGGGGGAGGGUGGACUUAACGGAACACCAGCAAGAAUGAAGGAGAGCAGAUCAAGCAAAGAAUAAUGUCUCUCCUCUCCACACACUCCAGUGAGUGACAAAAACCAGGCUCCCACUCACCCAUUUGGCCCUGCGUGCCACCCAGACUCUCACCCUCUCACAUGCACACACAACCCUCUGUACACACUUGUGCACUAUUUCCUGUUCACACACUUGUGUAGGAUACAUAAACUCAUGUAUAUAUGAAUGGACAUCAAACCAUUCUCUGACAUAGUCACACUCAUACAUCACAGAUUCACUAAUGUAUGCAUUUAUAAUUUUCACGUACUUUCUGAGAGAGUUGCACAGAUUUUUGUAAGGUAUGCCCAUAUGAGUUCAUAUAUAUAUAUACAUGUAUAUAUCUGAAUGUAUUGAUACAUCUGUCCAAACAUACAUGCAUACACUCAUGUUUUCACACACAGUGCUCAUGUUCAUGUUCUUGUGCAGUUUCACACGCACAAAUAAGUAAAGUGCAUACACUCCUACUCCUACGCAGUUCUCUGUCCACUUCUUGGCCCCCGCUCUGCAUGAUGACUUCAGCAGAUGCCUGAGUCCUGGUCUUCAGCCUCAGGACUGGGGAGGGAGUUCCGGGUGGAGGCUUGCUAUCCCCUUCCAGGAAGGAGCAGGGCCUGGGGAGGUGGAGCCCUCUUCCCUGGAGCAGCUGCCAGAGGUGAUGGUAGAGCCUCUAUCCUCAUCCCUUUGGAGUUACUCUGGGGAAUGUCGAAAGCUAAAAGGUUUCAUAGAGGUUGGCAGUGGGCCUGUGGAGGCUUCUUUAGGCCUGACUGACUGGGUGCGGUGAGGCUAGGAAUUGUCAUGGAAAUAGGCAUGAGCCUGCACCCACCUCUGGGAAGCAGGAGACCCCAGAGGGCACCUGUGGGCUCCCUAAGAGCUCUGGUUCUUGUUUGACCAGCUCCACCCUUGCCGCCUCUCUGUCUGGGAGAAACUGAGGCCCAGCUACAUGAGGCUGGGCACUGCCUGGCCUUAGCUCUUUGUUCCCUAAUUACCAUUUGAGUUGCUGACUGCACCCCUGAGUUUGCCGAGACUGCAUCUAAUGAGUCCACCUUUCCCAGGGGGCCAGGGACCAGUGCCAGGAGCUGGUACAGAGGGCUCCCUCCAUGAUUCCUGGCCUCUGUGGGACCCCCAUUCCCUCAUCAUCCCUGCUUGAUAGAUUCAGUCCUCACCCCUAUUCAGCCCAGAAUUGGGCAGUGGUCUGGGGCCAGGGAGGAUGGAGGUUCUUGCCAAGAUGCAAGAGGGGAUAUGUUAGAGGGAGGAGAUCAGUGCUUUUCACUGAUUUCGGGUGGACUGUUUGACCUGAGACUAAGGACCAGGAGGGACUCAGGACUUUAUCCAGGGAGGGAGCUCAAGGUGGAGAGACUCUGAUGCCACUUCUCUGCUCACAGGUUUCCCUGGAGGCCCUUGGCCAGGCCUGAGCCUCUGCUGCCAUGGCCAUUGUGCAGACACUGCCAGUGCCACUGGAGCCCGCUCCUGAGGCCGCUACUGCCCCACAAGCACCAGCCAUGGGCAGCGUGAGCAGCCUCAUCUCAGGCCGGCCCUGCCCUGGGGGGCCGGCUCCUCCUCGCCACCAUGGUCCCCCUGGACCCACCUUCUUCCGCCAGCAGGAUGGGCUGUUGCGGGGCGGCUACGAGGCACAGGAGCCACUGUGCCCAGCUGUGCCCCCCAGGAAGGCUGUCCCUGGUACCAACUUUACCUACGUCAAUGAGGACUUCCGGACAGAGUCACCCCCCAGCCCAAGCAGUGACCUUGAAGAUGCCCGAGAGCAGCGGGCGCGCAAUGCCCACCUCCGUGGUCCCCCACCAAAGCUCAUUCCUGUCUCUGGAAAACUAGAGAAGAACAUGGAGAAAAUUGUGAUCCGCCCAACAGCCUUCAAGCCAGUGCUGCCCAAACCUCGAGGGGUACCAUCCCUACCUAGCUUCCUGGGUCCUCGGGCCACCGGACCGUCGGGGAGCCAAGGCAGCCUAACGCAGCUGUUCGGGGGCCCGGCCUCCUCCUCCUCUUCCUCCUCCUCCUCGGCUGCCGACAAACCCCUGAUACUGAGUGGCUGGGCCAGCGGCUGCCCAUCGGGGACUCUGUCUGACUCCGGCCGAAACUCAUUGUCCAGCUUGCCCACUUACAGCACCGGGGGUGCCGAGCCGGCUACCAACUCCCCAGGCGGGCACCUGCCCUCCCACGGCCCUGGGCGGGGUGCCCUGCCGGGGCCAGCCCGAGGAGCCCCCACCGGGCCUUCCCACUCAGACAGUGGCCGUUCUUCCUCCAGCAAGAGCACAGGCUCCCUGGGGGGUCGCAUGGCUGGGGGGCUCUUGGGCAGCGGUCCCCGGGCCUCCCCUGACAGCAGCUCUUGUGGGGAACGCUCCCCACCACCGCCCCCGCCCCCACCACCCCCUUCGGACGAGGCCCUGCUGCACUGUGUCCUGGAAGGAAAGCUCCGAGACCGGGAGACGGAGCUGCAGCAGCUGCGGGACAGUCUGGACGAGAGUGAGGUGUACGAGGAGCGGCAGCGGCACUGGCCCCGUGAGCGAGAGGCUCUGCGAGAGGAUGGCGUGGCCCAGGCCCAGCGGGCCCAGCGGGCCCAACAGCUGCUGCAGCUUCAGGUGUUCCAGCUGCAGCAGGAGAAGAGGCAGCUACAGGACGACUUUGCGCAGCUGCUGCAGGAACGCGAGCAGCUGGAGCGGCGCUGCGCCGCCUUCGAGCGGGAGCAACGGGAGCUCGGGCCACGGCUGGAGGAGACCAAGUGGGAGGUGUGCCAGAAGUCGGGUGAGAUCUCCCUGCUGAAGCAGCAACUGAAGGAAUCUCAGGCAGAGCUGGUACAGAAGGGCAGCGAGCUGGUGGCCCUGCGUGUGGCACUGCGGGAGGCCCGGGCAGCGCUUCGGGUCAGUGAGGGCCGGGCACGGGGCCUCCAGGAAGCAGCCCGAACACGGGAGCUGGAGCUGGAGGCCUGUUCCCAAGAGCUGCAGCGGCACCGUCAAGAGGCUGAGCGGCUGCGGGAGAAAGCUGGGCAGUUGGACAGUGAGGCCGCCGGACUCCGGGAACCCCCUGUGCCACCUGCCACUGCUGACCCAUUCCUCCUGGCAGAGAGUGAUGAGGCCAAGGCACAGCGGGCUGCCGCCGGGGUCGGGGGCAGCCUGCGGGCCCAGGUGGAGCGGCUCCGGGCGGAGCUACAGCGGGAGCGGCGGCGAGGUGAGGAGCAGCGGGACAGCUUUGAGGGGGAGCGGCUGGCCUGGCAGGCAGAGAAGGAGCAGGUGAUCCGCUACCAGAAGCAGCUGCAGCACAACUACAUCCAGAUGUACCGACGUAACCGGCAGCUGGAGCAGGAGCUGCAGCAGCUCAGUCUGGAGCUGGAGGCCCGGGAACUCGCAGACCUGGGCCUGGCAGAGCCAGCGCCCUGCAUCUGCCUGGAGGAGAUCACUGCCACUGAAAUCUAGGGCCUUAGCUCCCCCCUCUGCACGGAGGUCUACUGAAAGCAGGCAGUAGCCUCAGAUCCACCGAGGGUCCCAAAGUCUGAGGGCCCAAGGGCCGUUAGUCCCUGGGAUGCAGGCCUCUGGGCCUCUGCCAAGGACUCAGGGCUGCCCAAUGACUUGGAUCAGACUCCCUGAAGGUCCCCAUGUUCACUGUCACCCAAAGGCUCCUACUCACUCGACCUAUUUCAUUCACUCCCCAAAUACUGCCAUUGCUAUUUUGCCAACCCCACACCCUCCCAGCGCUCCCAGCCCACUCACCCAGGGGGCUCGGAAAAGGAAGGGGCUCCCUCAUCUCCACGUUCUCCCCACCAUCCCAAAGCUAGAGCGAGCCAUAUAGCGCCAGCUGCUCCAGAUGUGCCUGCCCCCAACCCUGCCCAUGUUGGGGAACAGGACUGGGACUGGGGUCUGAUCCCCAGGUCCCAGCUCUGCAACCCCUCUCCUGGGGAGAAGGGGCUGUAGUCAGACCAAAGGAAGAACUCAGAAAUGUUUAUUUGUGUUUGUGACCAAGUGGCCCCUCCCCAUAUCCAGGUUUUUGGCCUCGUUUUUCACUUGUAUAUUUUUCACAUUGUAAAUUUCUUGUACAAACCCAAAGAAAAAAAUUAAAAUGUUUGUUUU
This is a messenger RNA of Odocoileus virginianus texanus, 4962 nucleotides long. RefSeq names its product leucine zipper tumor suppressor 2 (gene LZTS2). Gene Ontology annotation, biological process: cell division; negative regulation of canonical Wnt signaling pathway. NCBI's taxonomy places the organism in Eukaryota, Metazoa, Chordata, Mammalia, Artiodactyla, Cervidae. The record is from RefSeq and is a predicted model, not a curated record.